GUGAAGCGGAAGCCAUUACUCUCGGGAGGCGACCACUGCGGGCACGGCUCAUGGGCGGCGCGGGGCCAGUCCAGAGUGUGUCCGCGGUCCCCCAGGGCGAGAGAGAUCGUCCUAGGAACUUUUCUUCGCUUUGGAGCCCCGAUUCUGCCGCCAGUCUUACGUCAGCGUGACGAGUCUUGGGAACUCCUGGGCUGCCCCUCAGUGCCAGCUUGUCUGCGUGUCCCCACGAUGGCAGCGCUGGGUCUGCCACCCCCGGCUGCACCGCCCACCCGGGCCCCCACCUGGAUCCGGAAGACAGAAAUUCCGCUUCCUUCCGGAGACCUUUCCUGCCCCCAGGACGGCAGGCUGUUUGCUUACAGCGGCCCAGAGCCCCUGAAGCCAGCCAGCAUUGGCUCCCAGGGAGCCCUGACUUUCCAGGAUGUGGCCGUGGACUUCACCGAUAAGGAGUGGCCCUUGCUGGACUCGGCCCAGAGGAAGCUCUACAAAGACGUGAUGCUGGAGAACUACAGCAACCUCGCCUCCGUGGGGUACCACCUGGGCAAGCCCAGCCUCAUCUCACACUUGGAGCAAGAGGAGGAGCCGAGGGCCAAGGAGCAGGGGGAUCAGCCCGGCGCCCGUCCGGAUUGGGGGGCCCCCUCCAAGUCCCGCUGGGCCCUUCUCAUGGAAGACAUUUUCGGGAAGGAGACCCCUGGCGGUGUGGCGGAGGCUGGCGCCGAUCCCGCGGGGCAGCCCCGCAGCUACGCCCCGCUGUUGGGCGCGAGCCCCGACCUCCCACGCAUCGCCGCCGCCGCCCCCCAGCACCCCGGCCAGAACGCGGACCUUAAGCCCCUACCGGCGGCCACGGGGGCGGGCGCCUACGCGGGCCGCAAGAUGCACGAGUGCCAGCAGUGCCGCAAGGCCUUCACCACCAGCGCCUCCCUCACCCGCCACCGGCGCAUCCACACGGGCGAGAAGCCGUACGCGUGCGGGGCCUGCGGCAAGGCCUUCAACGACCCGUCGGCGCUGCGCAGCCACGCGCGCACGCACCUGGCCGAGAAGCCGUUCGCCUGCGGCCAGUGCGCGCAGGCCUUCCGCACGCUGUCGGCGCUGCGCAUCCACACGCGCGUGCACACGGGCGAGCGGCCCUACCGCUGCGAGCAGUGCGGCAAGGCGUACGGCCGCAGCUGCCACCUGGUGGCCCACCGGCGCAGCCACACGGGCGAGCGGCCCUACGCGUGCCGCGAGUGCGGCAAGGCCUUCCAGCACCCGUCGCACCUCAAGGAGCACGCGCGCAACCACACGGGCGAGAAGCCCUACGCAUGCGGCCAGUGCGGCCAGGCCUUCCGCUGGAAGUCCAACUUCAACCUGCACCGCAAGAACCACGCGGCGCCGCGGACCUACGCGUGCCGCGACUGUGGCAAGGCCUUCGGCGACCCGCGCGCCCGGCGGCGCCACAUGCGCGCACACAGCGUCAAGAAGCCCGUGGAGUGCCACCAGUGCGGCAAGGCCUUCCGCAACCAGUCGGUGCUGAAGACGCACAUGAACUCGCACACGGGCGAGCGGCCCUUCGCCUGCGAGCUGUGCGGCAAGGCCUUCGGCGCCAGCUCCAACCUCACGGCCCACCGCAAGAUCCACAGCCGCGAGCGGCGCUACGAGUGCGCGGCCUGCGGCAAGGUCUUCGGCGACCACCUGGCCCGCCGGCGCCACAUGAGCGCGCACCUGGCCAAGCCGCGCGUGGAGUGCGGCCAGUGCGGCAAGGCCUUCCGCAACCAGUCCACGCUGCGCACGCACAUGCGCAGCCACACGGGCGAGAAGCCCUACGCGUGCGAGCACUGCGGCAAGGCCUUCAGCAUCGGCUCCAACCUCACGGUGCACCGGCGCAUCCACACGGGCGAGAAGCCCUAUGCCUGCCCGGCCUGCGGCAAGGCCUUCAGCGACCACUCCUCGCUGCGCAGCCACAUCAAGACCCACCGCGGCGAGAAGCUCUACGUGGCCCCCAAGCGGCUGCAGUGAGGCGGCCACUGGCCCAGGGGGAGUGGGGGGGCGGGGGGGGGCCACAGAGAUGCUGGCCAGGCCAGGCACCCCCUCCCCAGGGCUCCCGGGAUCGAACCCGGGUCGGUAGUGGGCAAGGCGGGCACCCACCCUGCAGGGCCCCAGCCCCGGCCUACCGCGCCCCCCACAUCCCAUUGCACACGUAGAAGGACCAGAGACGCGCUCCCCUGCCCUCCAGGGUGAGAUCCAGGGAUCCAUGCCCCGCCCCUCUGAGGCCCAGAAACCUUCCCCCGUCGGGCCCCACCCCGAAGUGGACAGUUUCUUCCCCGGUUGUGGGUCUAAUUUAGGGUCCAGAAGGGGCAAAAGUAAUUUCCGAGGAGACGGCCUGGCUCAGUCCAGGGUGUGGGUCCCACCGCCCUAGACUCCCUCCACUCGUGGGGAGAGGAAACCCAGGUCUGCACAGCGGGAACAAGGGGGAGUGGCAACCCUGGCACGGCCCGAGAGAGAGAGAGAGAGAGAGAGAGAGAGAGAGAGAGAGAGAGAGAGAGAGAGAGAGAGAGAGAGAGAGGGUGUCGGUGUCUGGGAGCCCAAAGCCAGACGGUUCUAGCCCCGCCCGCGGGAACAGUUUAUUUUUGAAGCAAAGUCCGAGAGAAACUGUGGGAUGGAUGGAUGGGUGUGUGUGUCUGUCUGUCUGUCUCGGACAUCCAAAGCCAGACCGUUCUAGCCACCCGCUGCAGAGCCUCAUGCCCUGCGGGUUCCCUGGGGCCAUCCCCCGAGGUGGGUUGAGGGGUCCCUUCCUGGUGUGCGCACACCGGCGGGGAGAGGGAGACGGUGUUCCCGGCUGGUGGUUGGGAGACAGGAUGGCGCUGACACCCAUGGGGAGAGCCUGCCCCCAGCGCCUCUUCUGUGGCUCCCACGAGUCUUCAUGCCCCAGAUGAGCCCGUGGCUCAGGGCACACGUUGGGACUCGCUGCUGACUUGCCUGGCGGCCAGGACGCGCCCCUGGUGGGAGCUGGCUCUGGAGGAUGGCGUGGACUCCGCCUGCCGGGGCGGCGUAAGGCUGGACCUGGCACGGCAUGUCUGUACAUAGCAUUUCCCCACCGCCUCGGCCUGCACCUUCAUCUCCCGCUUGGCCCUGUGGCCUCCUGAGGCCAGAGGGUGUGCUCUUAGCACCCAAGGGUGAUGUGGUACCUGCCGGUGAGGAUUCCAGACCAGGCGACCCCUGAGGACUUAUUCACCCUCUCUCCGGGGCCGCCUUCGCGAAGAAUCUCGUCUUCCAAUGAAGAGGAGCUAGAGUUUUGUCGGCUAGAAAAGGGUGCUGAUUUUUUUUUUUUAACUGUGUGCAUGUGUGGUGCCUGGGAUGGACUCCACAACCUCACACACAAGAGAAGUGCUCAGCCGCCAAGCUAGACCCAGAUCCCAGAUCUCUAUAGAGCAACUGACAAACAGCCCCUCCCCACAGCCUGCAGACACCCCACAGCCCGGCCGAGACAGAAAAGCAGGUGUUUCUGUCCAGCCGUGAAGCAGCUUCGGGGUGGCUGGGGGGAGGAAUCUCUUAUACUACAUGCUUUUUUGCUUGCACCCCUCUGCCCCUGGGAGGAAAUCCAGUCCCUGAUGGUUAAAGAUCCGUCUUAUAAUGCCCCACUCCAAGGACACAAGGGCAAGAGGGGGUGCAGAAAGGCAGUUGCCCCCAACCGUGGCUAGCAGCCAUCCUGAGCAGCUAGCUGCUGCUCCCAGACUUCCGUGAGAAAUAAUAAAAGUCCAUUCCUGCGCUGGC
This is a messenger RNA of Sorex araneus (European shrew), 3747 nucleotides long. RefSeq names its product zinc finger protein 317 (gene ZNF317). Gene Ontology annotation, cellular component: nucleus. The transcript has 7 exons. Gene Ontology annotation, molecular function: RNA polymerase II cis-regulatory region sequence-specific DNA binding; DNA-binding transcription activator activity, RNA polymerase II-specific. The record is from RefSeq and is a predicted model, not a curated record. NCBI's taxonomy places the organism in Eukaryota, Metazoa, Chordata, Mammalia, Eulipotyphla, Soricidae. Bases 229 to 1992 code for a protein of 587 amino acids. Gene Ontology annotation, biological process: regulation of transcription by RNA polymerase II.